AUGUCUAAGGUUCUGUCUCACGAGGAAAGUGAAUCGAUAUUCAAGAAGCUCCGGUCCAACCCAGCUAACAAAGCGUGUUUUGAUUGCGGGCAGAAAAACCCUACAUGGGCUUCUAUCCCGUAUGGUGUAUACAUUUGUCUAGAGUGUUCUGCCCAUCAUAGAAAUAUGGGUGUGCACAUUUCCUUUGUAAAAUCAACGCAGCUCGAUGUGUGGAAGGAGGAGCAGAUAACGGCCAUGAGACUUGGAGGAAACGACAACGCUGCAAAGUUUUUCAAGGAGCACGGAUGGUCCAUGCUGUUGAAUUCGAAGCUCCAAGACAAGUACACCAGCAAAGCUGCCCAGCUCUACAAGCAAUACCUCGCCAAGCAGGUCAAGCAAGAACUCAACCUCGAGAGCACCCCCACUAUUGAUAGCGAUUCCACUCCCAAAGAGACGGUUCCUGAGCCUCCCGCAGAACCCCAGGAGACUUCCCCGCGUCCCGCGCCCGCCGCCGUUCCAGUCGUGAUCGGUUCUUCCUCCCCCGCGGUUUCUUCGCCGCCAAAAGGCCUGUUAGUAGUUGAGAACGUUGCUUCGAAGCCGUCCGCGGCUUCUAGCGGGCAGGGCUCGUUCCUUCUCCACGAAGACAAGCCCUCACUUGCCUCCAGCGGGAAUUCUCUCGCAAAGAAAAAGCCCGCCUUGCGGCGCGGUCUUGGCGGGAAGAAAUUGGGCGCCACAGCCACCAUUGAACCGAUAGCCGCGGCGAAGCCGACUUCCAAAGAGUCGCAGGCUGCGAAGCUGUCGACGUCGUUGGUUUUGGAGAAGAAGACGGAAGCCAGCGCGAGUUCGGCAGCACACGCAGAGACGCCUUCUGGAAUGUCAGCAGCAGAUCGGUUUAAGGGCUGCAAGGGAAUUAGCAGCGAUCAGUAUUUUGGAAGAGAUCAGUAUGAUGAAAGAGAAGGUCGGGAGAAGCUGAAGCAAUUUGCAGGGGCGCGUAGCAUCAGCAGUGCUCAGUACUAUGGGGAAACGAACACACAGAGCACACAGCCGUCGGUGGUGUCGUCGCUGACGAGUAAUGCCUACUCUUUGGGAUUGAGCGCUGCGGAGAAGAUUAAGGGCUACUUUACAUGGAUUGUUUGUUGGGAAUAA
Molecule: messenger RNA, 1125 nt
Organism: Blastocystis hominis
Lineage: Eukaryota; Bigyra; Opalinata; Blastocystidae
Exons: 10
Coding region: 1-1125 (374 amino acids)
Biological process (GO): COPI coating of Golgi vesicle
Molecular function (GO): GTPase activator activity
Source: RefSeq, a predicted model, not a curated record